Asterias rubens (European starfish) is the source of this 3372-nucleotide messenger RNA. Its product is annotated as solute carrier family 15 member 4-like. Gene Ontology annotation, molecular function: transmembrane transporter activity. Gene Ontology annotation, biological process: oligopeptide transport; transmembrane transport. NCBI's taxonomy places the organism in Eukaryota, Metazoa, Echinodermata, Asteroidea, Forcipulatida, Asteriidae. Gene Ontology annotation, cellular component: membrane. The transcript has 7 exons. Bases 93 to 1892 code for a protein of 599 amino acids. The record is from RefSeq and is a predicted model, not a curated record.
AUUUUUUUUACGACGGUAGAGUUGAAGUAGUGCAAAUACGACGGAGUUGAAACGAUGUUUCUGACGGUAAAUUGACGAAUUCAAAGCACACCAUGGCUGAGGAAUCCAGUGAAGAGUCGAGACCCUUGCUCAAUGGGGAUCAAACAAAAGCAGGUCCCAGUGAUGGAUCUGCCUUAAAGGGUGUUAUGCAACAUCAGACACAAACCUACGGCCUGUCAAAAUCGACAAGGCGUGGGGCCUGCGGUGCCAUAUUGCUCUCGGUCAUGUUCGAGCGGCUAACUUUCUAUGGGAUCUCCUCCAACAUGGUGCUAUUCCUCAAUGGGAACCCCUUCAGUUGGAAGGCCUACGAUGCAGCGGGCGCCAUCUUGCUCUUCCUGGGUAUAUCGUACGCCUUUUCCGUCGUCGGAGGGCUUAUCGCAGACACUUUACUCGGACGCUUUAAAACCAUCAUGCUUAGUUUUGUCAUCUAUAUCAUUGGAAGUAUCAUACUGGUGAUGAUCGGCUAUGUUUCUCUGGAUGAUAAAGAAAAAUUUGGCAAUUAUUUUUGCAAUGGGACGCGUAGCCAGAACGGCUCCAACUACUGCAGCUGGGCUGUUUAUGUUAGCCUCAUCACACUCGCCAUUGGUUCCGGAGCGGUGAGAGUGAACGUGCCCCCAUUUGGAGGUGACCAGGUUAGAUUUGAAGGACCCGAGAUAAUGCGAAUGUUCUUCAACUGGUUUUACUGGGCAAUCAAUGUGGGCUCCCUCAUCGCGAUGGCCGGCAUCACCACCCUGCAGCAGAACGUCAACUUCUUCUGUGGUUUCCUCGUGCCUCUCGGAUCUCUCGUUCUGGCGGCGGCCAUCUUCUUGGUCGGCCGGACGUGGUACCUAUCCAGGAAGCCCAUGGGCAGUGUGCUGACAAACACAAUGAAGAUUAUCUUUGAGGCGUUCAGGAAGCGGCGAAUGCGAGAAGCCGUUUAUGCAAGACCAGACAGCUCUCAGCUUCUGAGUAGCCAGCCGAAGCCCAGCUUUCUUGACAUGGCUAAGGUGCGGUUUGGAGGCAGCUUCCAUGAAUCCAUGGUGGACGACGUCAAAUCCCUCAAGAAGAUCAUCCUUGUCUUCCUAGGACUCACUCCAUACUGGGUGGUGUACUUUCAGAUGCAGACUACAUUCCUCAUUCAAGGGCUUUCCAUGCGUUUUACACCGGACUACAACAACACUGACAACAACAAAACUGACCACGUGCAUCCCGCCAACAAAUUCCAGAUUCCCCCAGCCUGGCUGUCCCUCUUUGACGCCAUCGCCGUGAUCCUCCUCCUACCCUUCCUAGACCGCAUCAUCUACCCCUGGCUGGACCGACAUGGCGUUAACUUCACCCUGCUGAGACGCAUGACCCUGGGCAUGUUGUUCAGUGUACUAGCCAUGAUCACGGCGGGGGUUCUGGAACAUGUCAGGUUGGAGUAUGACCCUUCUCAUCAGAUCAAUCAAACCAUCGGGAAUACGACGUACCCCGGCGCCGAUAUAUGGGUCUUCUGGCAGAUACCACAGUACACACUGAUUGGGAUCAGCGAGGUGUUGGCAAGUGUAGCUGGUCUUGAGUUUGCAUACGCCAUGGCCCCUCGCUCUAUGCAAGGUUUGAUCAUGGGCCUUUACUACUUCACAAUAGGGCUGGCGGCCCUCCUUGGCGGAGCCAUUUUGAAAGUCGCCGCCUUGCCAAGCAUCAAAUGGGCGAUAGGAAACCCGCACAUAGGGCGGCUGGAUCUCUACUUCUACAUGUUGGCCGUUGGGCAGGCCGUUGCGCUGAUUGUGUUCGCAGCGGUUACCCUCGUCCAUGAGUCCAAAGAGAGGAGACAAAGGGAAGGGAUGGUUAUAAAUAGACAGGGAACUGAAGAGAGGACAUUAACAGGAACCUGACAGUAGAGGGCACCCUUCAGAACAGCAAAUAAUACUCAUGGACCGUAUCGCAAAUUAUCCGUACGUGUGUUGGAUGAGGUGCAUGCUGGUCUACAUGUAGCUAGCGCUCAAGUUCGAUCCCUAGCUAGACCUGCAUGCACCUCAUUCAACAGUUAGCGCUUUUCGCUCGUCCUUAGCACCUUGUAUUAACCAAAGGCUCUGGGAUGGGCAAACGUGUCAAGCACGCUCAUUGGUUAAUGUGCAAUCCCAUUAUGCAUCUCACUCACUCUGCGCCAUAUUUCUAUGCACUGCAUGCAUGACAUAAGAAUCUGUGCAAGCUGAUUAGCCCAUCCCAGCGGUCCUUGACGGUCAAGCGAAUUAGCGCUUGAGCAAUGGAUAUUUGUGAAAAGGUAUAUUAACAGGAACCUGACAGUAGAGGACGCCCUUCAGAACAACCAAUGAUAGCCUCCUCAACAUUGGAGACCGUCACAGAUUUUAAACCCACCUGUUUCCAAGAGGAUCCAAGUUUUGAAGGGAAAGGAGUAAUUUUUUUAUGAAGAAGAAUAAAACAAGUAUCAUGAAAGUUGUUGAUUUGUUGUGGUAAACCAUGGAGCAAUAAACUUGAUUUUGAAUAGCUUCAUGGGCAAACGUUAACAUCUGAAUUGUAAAAUUGUACAGAGAUUUGAAACCAACAUGUUUCCAAGGAUCCAAGAUUGGAGGUUUGGAGUGGAAUGGAGUAAUUGUUUUUGGAAAAACAAUAAAACAAAUCAAACAAAAUACCAUGAGAGCUACUGACUUAUUAUGGCAAAUGUUAAUAUCUUAAUCGCAAUUUUAUAAAAGUGCAAGGCUUGGCAGUUCAGCAUUAUCGCUGUACACUGAAAGUUCAGUAGACAGUUCUGUUUAAUAAAAUGCGCUAAAAAUUACUUGUUAGUGAAAGUCUGAGUAAAUUAAAACACGCGAUUUAUAAAGUUAAUGCAAAUUAUUCUCUUGUACACAUAUUAAUGUGUAACCAUUUAUACUUUACUAAUGUUUAACCAAGAUAUAAAGAUUAACAUUGUAAUAGGAUGGUGUAGUUUUGUAUUAACUUUUUUUUUGUAAAUUAAAAUCGUUCCGCACAUAAUGAACCAUCUGUAUAUGCCAUUUCAAUAGAGUUUUUGAGAACUAUUGCCUAAAACAUCUGAAAUAUAUUUGGACUUGUAGAAACUCAUUAACACUGAUCAAAGGCUUACUGAUGUGCAGUGAUGUACAGAAAGUAAAUUUAAGUAGUGAUGAGAUGAUGUAAAUAUAAAAAAAAUGCAACAAGUUUAACAUUCCAUCUCAAGAAUAAACCUAAGUAGAUUUAGGGCGAUAAUGCAAAGUUGUGAAAUUAAGAAAUAGUCUGGUGCACACACGUAACCAGGUCAAAAUUGAUAGUGUGUAAUCAAGACACGUAAAGGCACUGGACACAAUUGGUACUCAAGAUAAUUGUUAGCAUAAGAACUUACUUGGUAACGAGCAAUGG